AUGAAGUUCGGGAAGAGCAUCUGCGUGCUCAACGUAGGGGGAACCCGGUACGCCUUCACCCGUGAGGUGAUCAGGGAUUUCCCUCUCCGGCGCGUCAGCCGCCUGCAUGCCUGCGCAACCGAGAAAGAGGUUCUUGAACUGUGCGACGACUACGACCGGGACCGGAAUGAGUUUUUCUUCGAUCGCCACGCACAGGCUUUCGUGUUCAUUAUGCUCUACGUGCGCUCCGGUAAACUCCGGUUUGUUCCCGGAGUGUGUGAGCUGUCCUUCUACACUGAGAUGCUCUACUGGGGACUGGAGAGCGCGCACUUGGACUCCUGCUGCCAGAAGCGCCUGGACGACAGGAUGUCUGACAUCGGACUGGACAGUCUGUCCGAGGGGGACAUUAGGGUGUCCGCGGACGAGUCUCAGAGCCCGGAGGAGUCGGUGCCGCGGACUGCGCUCACCGGUCGCGCUAGAUGGCUAGAGAUGAUGCGCAAAACAUUUGAGGAGCCCAGCUCUUCCCUUGCAGCGCAGCUUUUGGCUUCAGUGUCCGUGAUCUUUGUCAUCGUUUCUAUGAUAAUGCUGUGCGCCAGCACGCUGCCGGAUUGGGAUACAGCCAAAAGAAACACUGUGGAGGAGCACAGGAUCGUGGAGGCAGUGUGCAUUGGCUGGUUCACAGCUGAGUGCAUAGUGCGCUUUCUGGUGGCCAAAGACAAGUGGGAGUUCCUCCGCAGGCCGCUCAACAUCAUCGACGUGAUCGCCAUCACCCCCUACUAUGUCACCAUGGCGAUGGCCCGGGCGGGGAUGCCUGGCGCCGGGCUCGGGGUCGCCGGCGUGAUCCUGCGGGUGCUGCGGAUGAUGCGGGUGUUCUGGCUCAUGAAGCUGGCCAGACACUUCCUGGGCCUGCAGACUCUGGGCCUGACGCUCCGGCGCUGUUACCGGGAGAUGGUGAUGCUGAUGGUGUUUGUGUGCGUUGCCAUGGCGAUAUACAGCGCUCUGGCCCAGCUCCUGGAGCACGGCUUGGACUUGGGCACGCAGAACCACGACUACGCCAGCAUCCCGGCCGCUGCCUGGUGGGUCAUCAUCUCCAUGACGACGGUGGGGUACGGAGAUGUGUAUCCGGUGACUAUUGGGGGGCGAGUGCUCGGCGGGAUGUGCGUGGUGAGCGGCAUCGUGCUCCUGGCUCUGCCCAUCACCUUCAUCUACCACAGUUUCGUUCAAUGCUACCACGAACUCAAGGUGCGCUCCGCCAGAUACGCGCGCAGCCUUUCUGCAGAGAUGCUGCAAUGAAACGCGCAUUUAUACCAAACAAAAGCAACUCAUCAAAUCACUGGAUCCCAUUGUUAAAUUAUGAUGCCAGCUGCCCUGUAUGUUUGUGUGUGUGUUUUUUUAUAUUUCCUGCACCUGAUUUUAUUUGCUGCCUGUUGUGUGAUGAUCUUGCCUUCAGCCAGCAUGCUCUGCUCUUGCCUCCUGGAAAAAAAAACACAACACACAGUUUGAACAGGCUAACAGGAACACACAAAUAAUUACUUAUUUAACACACCCAGGUGCAGUCAAUCCGGUUUUUGCUGUGGCUGCUGUUUACACUGUAUUCCCAUGGUUACUGGCAGGGACGGCUGCAAGGAGAGAGCAGUGUGUGUUUGUAUUUUUCUGACCAUCACUUUGUCUAAAGCUUUGCACCCAGAUGGUACAAGUUACAUGAGAUUGAUGUGUGACCUAGAUGCAUCCUGUUAAACCUGCGAAAUAAAAGAGAAGGGGCGAGCAUGCGAGUGCAAAGUGGGGAUGGAGAAGGGGUUAGGCAGAGGGCUUUGGUGUGUAGGAGGACGUUAAUGACAUAUGAAGACAGGUCAGCGGGAACAAAGAGGUGACAGACAAUAAAGGAGAUAUGACAGGACAGAUGGAGUGUGAAAUGGAUGGUGAAAGAAUAUGGAACCAAAAAAAUAAUAAACAAUGAAGGAAUGUAGAGAGCACAAAGAAUGAAUAGAUGGAGUGUAUAUUGCUUCUCCAUUUGAGAGUGAAUGUAAGGCAUUUUGUAUUUCUGUGUCUCCAAGGCAACCUCGUCCUCCAACAUGUCAAUCAUAAUGGUGGUUGAUUUGUGUGCACACAAAUAGUCUACAUCCACGCAAACCUCCUGGCUGGCAAACACCACUUUUUCUUCUUCACUAUGAUUAUUGGGAAUAUCACAUCACAGGAUAAGCUUUAAAAAAAGAAGUGUAGAAACAAAAUGAACAGUAGAGGUUGUCACAGAUGAUGGUUCUGACAUUCGUGAUUCAGACAUGUUUGCACAGUCCGCACUUUGCCAAAAUGAUAUGAUUUGUUGAGGAGACACAUGAUCCAAACAAACAAGUCAACACCUCUCCCACACAACAGUCUUUCUCUGCAUCUCCUCUCCUCUUCCUCCUGUUGCCAUCAACCGUCCUUUUUUUUUGUUGCACACAAAUGAGCACACAUCCAGAUCCUGUUCUUGUGUUGCAAAAUGAAACCCAACAGUUAAUGAGUCUGUCAUGAUCUUUGCAGCCCUGUAUGAGUUUGGCGUGCACUGUGGCCAUCGCAAUAUCCUCGUUGUUGUUGUUAUCGGUGUGCUUUUUUUUUAUAGGUAGUUUGGCUGCCACAGAAAUUAAAUUAAAACCCAAUCAGUAUUUUAUUACCUACCUUAUAAUACAUAAAUCAUGUAGCAUAGAUUAGAGCCCAGUGGAUUUUGGCCUGGCCUGAUUGAAACUAUCAAUCUCAACUUUUUUCAUCGAUACACUAUGGAGCUGUAAUUAAUGUGAUCAAUGUGUGAGCUUUUUUAAUAAAAUUACUCUGUGCAAAAUGUCUGUGAAUGUUAU
Amphiprion ocellaris (clown anemonefish) is the source of this 2810-nucleotide messenger RNA. RefSeq names its product potassium voltage-gated channel, subfamily G, member 3 (gene kcng3). NCBI's taxonomy places the organism in Eukaryota, Metazoa, Chordata, Actinopteri, Pomacentridae. The record is from RefSeq and is a predicted model, not a curated record. Gene Ontology annotation, cellular component: membrane; voltage-gated potassium channel complex. Gene Ontology annotation, biological process: potassium ion transmembrane transport; protein homooligomerization. The transcript is spliced from 2 exons. Bases 1 to 1272 code for a protein of 423 amino acids. Gene Ontology annotation, molecular function: protein binding; delayed rectifier potassium channel activity.